AUGUUAAGAGAAGCCAGAGCUUUCCAAAGAUUCCAAAACCAGAGACGUGAAGGGCGAGUUGCGGUUUGUGAUGAAACGCCGUCGUCAUCCUCCACCCAGUUAGCAACCUCUGGAACAGAAGUAGCUGAAGUAAAGGUAGAACCCGACGUGGAAGAGAAGGGAAGUGCCUCUGUCGCUGCAGAUCAGAACCCCUCAGUUUCAGCACAGCGGCCAGCCCGUGUUCUUGUCGCUCGAGAUCCAGUCAUUGAGCAAAAACGUUCACAGUUGCCGAUAUAUUCGGAAGAAGUACCCAUUAUGGAGACUAUCAACGACAACAUUGUUACUGUCAUAUGUGGAGAGACGGGUUCUGGCAAGACUACUCAAAUUCCGCAGUUCCUCUACGAAGCGGGAUAUGCAAGCAAUGGACAGUUGAUAGGCAUAACCGAACCGCGAAGAGUGGCGGCGAUAUCCAUGGCGCAACGUGUUGGUGAAGAGUUGGGUUCACCAGAUAUAGUUUCAUAUCAGAUACGAUAUGAGGGUAACCGCACGGCUAAAACGAAGAUUCUGUUUAUGACGGAUGGUGUCCUGAUGAAAGAGAUGGAAUCUGAUGUUAUGUUGAAAAAAUAUUCCGCUAUUCUUAUUGAUGAGGCACAUGAAAGGUCUAUGUACAGUGAUGUGUUGAUUGGCAUGCUGAGUAGAAUAGCCCCACUUCGAGCAAAAACAUCAAACCCGCUCAAACUGAUUAUUAUGUCGGCUACUCUCCGGCUGGAAGACUUUGUUCAUAAAAGAUAUUCCUUAUUGGAGCCAAAGUGUAAUGUGAAUCACGUACAGUUCUGUAACAUCACUUCGAGAAACGUACACCGGACGAUUACAUGA
Messenger RNA from Cooperia oncophora, 855 nucleotides. The record is from the annotation of a GenBank genome assembly. NCBI's taxonomy places the organism in Eukaryota, Metazoa, Nematoda, Chromadorea, Rhabditida, Trichostrongylidae.